This is a messenger RNA of Abrus precatorius (Indian licorice), 2333 nucleotides long. Its product is annotated as protein NRT1/ PTR FAMILY 6.4. The coding region runs from base 300 to 2072 and encodes 590 amino acids. The record is from RefSeq and is a predicted model, not a curated record. The transcript is spliced from 4 exons. Gene Ontology annotation, molecular function: nitrate transmembrane transporter activity. NCBI's taxonomy places the organism in Eukaryota, Viridiplantae, Streptophyta, Magnoliopsida, Fabales, Fabaceae. Gene Ontology annotation, cellular component: membrane. Gene Ontology annotation, biological process: transmembrane transport; response to nitrate.
AUGCAGAUUCAGCACUCAAGACCACUCAUCACAUCAAGUGGACCUGUUGCAAACUACUCAUGCCCAAUAUCUUAUCAAACUCUUUGCCAUGACAUAGCUAACUCUUCAAUUCCACACCAUUUGUAUUUCCUAUGCCUUGGAGCUGAAACUCAUACACAUCUUCAAACUCUCCGCAGUUAUCCCUUCAACAAAAGAUAAAACAUGGUUCUAGUUACAAGUAAUGAAGAAGAAAAAGGUGCAGAAGGCAUUGCUGCUGUGGAUUUUCGAGGUCACCCUGUUGACAAGACAAAAACUGGAGGAUGGCUAGCAGCAGGGCUCAUCUUAGGUUCUCCUCAAUCCAUAGAAAUUUGAGUUAUUGUUUCAGGGUUGCACUUAAGGACUCUUAUUUGGCUCCAACACACACACAUAUAUAUAUAUACUUUUUUUAUGCAGGUACCGAACUGGCAGAAAGAAUAUGUGUCAUGGGCAUAGUCAUGAACUUAGUGACUUACUUGGUUGGAGUUUUGAAUCUCCCUUCAGCUAAUUCUGCCACUAUAGUUACUAAUUUUAUGGGAACUCUCAACCUGCUUGGUCUCCUUGGUGGCUUCGUAGCUGAUGCCAAACUUGGUAGAUACCUGACUGUUGCUGUAUCUGCAACCAUAGCUACUGUGGGGGUGUGUUUGUUAACUGUGGCUACCACCAUUCCAACCAUGAGACCCCCUCCAUGCAGCAGUGUCAGAAGACAACACCAUGAGUGCAUGCAGGCCAGUGGCAAACAAUUGGCUAUGCUAUUUGCAGCACUUUAUACCAUAGCUGUGGGUGGUGGAGGAAUAAAAUCUAAUGUCUCAGGUUUUGGAUCUGAUCAGUUUGACAUAACAGACCCCAAGGAAGAAAGGAGGAUGAUAUUUUUCUUCAAUAGGUUCUACUUCUUCAUCAGUAUUGGGUCCUUAUUUUCAGUGGUAGUGCUGGUUUAUGUGCAAGACAAUAUAGGAAGAGGGUGGGGAUAUGGAAUUUCAGCAGGGACAAUGUUAGUCGCUGUUGGUAUUUUGCUUUGUGGUACACCAUUCUAUCGAUUCAAGAGGCCACAAGGGAGCCCUUUAACAGUUAUAUGGAGGGUAUUAAUUUUGGCUUGGAAGAAGAGGAAUCGUCCAAUCCCUUCACAACCUUGCUUACUCAAUGGUUAUCUUGAAGCCAAGGUGCCACAUACACAGAGGUUCAGGUUCCUUGACAAAGCAGCAAUCCUAGAUGAGAACUGCUUAAAGGAUGGAAACAAGGAAAACCCAUGGAUAGUCUCCACAGUGACGCAGGUUGAGGAGGUUAAAAUGGUAAUCAAGCUCAUUCCCAUUUGGUCUACAUGUAUCCUUUUUUGGACAAUUUAUUCUCAAAUGAAUACCUUCACCGUUGAGCAAGCUACAUUCAUGAACCGAAACGUUGGAUCUCUGGUUGUCCCAUCAGGAUCUCUAUCAGCUUUUCUCAUUAUUACUAUUCUCCUCUUUACUUCCCUAAAUGAGAAACUCACAGUGCCCUUAGCUCGGAAACUCACCCACAAUGUCCAAGGACUCACAAGUCUUCAGAGGGUUGGAAUUGGACUCGUUUUCUCUAUUGCUGCCAUGGUGGUCUCUGCAAUUGUUGAGAAAGAAAGGAGGGUGAAUGCAUUAAAAAAUCAUACGACAAUAAGCGCUUUUUGGUUGGUCCCUCAAUUUAUUUUAGUGGGUGCAGGGGAAGCAUUUGCCUACGUUGGACAACUGGAAUUCUUCAUCAGGGAGGCACCAGAGAGAAUGAAAUCUAUGAGCACUGGACUUUUCCUAUCCACCCUUUCAAUGGGUUAUUUUGUCAGUAGCUUAUUGGUGUCAAUCGUGGACAUGGCAAGUAAGAAAAGAUGGCUCAGGAACAAUCUGAACAAGGGCAGGCUAGAUUACUUCUAUUGGUUGCUUGCAGUGCUGGGAGUGCUGAAUUUUAUACUUUUUCUUGUCUUAGCAAGGAGGCAUCAGUACAAAAUACAGCACAACGUAAAACCUAAUGACGAUGCAGAGAAAGAGCUUGCGAGUACAAAUGACAUGAUGAAUGGAUUUGAUGGGAAGGAAGAAGCAUAGGAUACAGUCUUAAAAUCUCGUUUUGUUUGGCCCUAUAUUUGGUGUGCAAGAACUUACAUAUUAUGCCACAAGUUUGUUAAUUUUUAGUGAUUUGUAAAUCCUAUUUAACUAGGGCAAUCGUUAUGUAUUAUUAAGUAUUGAUAUGCACAUAUAAGCCAAACUAGAUAGUAAGUUGUUUCAAAAAGAAAAGAGCAAUUAUGAAACAAAUGAUUCCUGAACUGAAGAUAUAAAUAAAUAUAUAAAAGAACCCCUUGAUUGCCA